AACAUCCAGGGUAUCACAAAACCUGCAAUUCGUCGGUUGGCUCGUCGCGGUGGUGUCAAACGUAUCUCCGGUUUGAUCUACGAAGAAACCCGUGGUGUGUUGAAGGUGUUCCUGGAAAACGUAAUCCGUGACGCCGUUACCUACACCGAACACGCCAAGAGGAAAACUGUCACCGCCAUGGAUGUGGUUUACGCAUUGAAACGUCAAGGACGUACUCUGUACGGGUUCGGAGGUUAAUUUAUUCGAUCUUUACCUCAUUUCUAAAAAGGCCCUUUUCAG
Molecule: messenger RNA, 279 nt
Organism: Sipha flava (yellow sugarcane aphid)
Lineage: Eukaryota; Metazoa; Arthropoda; Insecta; Hemiptera; Aphididae
Product: histone H4-like
Exons: 1
Biological process (GO): nucleosome assembly
Molecular function (GO): structural constituent of chromatin; DNA binding; protein heterodimerization activity
Source: RefSeq, a predicted model, not a curated record